AGCCGUGGGGCUGUCGCCAUCUCGCCAUGGCUCGCGAGUUCGAGUUGUGCCCCGGGCGGCGCGUCGGCGGCGACCAGCCCUGCUUCAUCAUCGCCGAGAUCGGGCAGAACCACCAGGGCGACCUGGACAUCGCCAAGCGCAUGAUCCGCAUGGUCAAGGACUGCGGAGCAGACUGUGCUAAGUUCCAGAAGAGUGAACUGGAGUACAAAUUCAACAAGAAAGCCUUAGAAAGGCCCUACACCUCUAAACACUCCUGGGGAAAGACUUAUGGGGAACACAAGCGCCACUUGGAGUUCAGUCAUGACCAAUAUAGAGAGCUAAAGAAGUAUGCAGAGGAGAUUGGCAUUUUCUUCACAGCUUCUGGCAUGGAUGAGAUGGCUGUGGAAUUUCUACAUGAACUGGAUGUUCCAUUUUUCAAAGUAGGAUCAGGAGAUACAAAUAAUUUUCCAUAUUUGGAAAAGACUGCAAAGAAAGGUCGCCCAAUGGUGAUUUCCAGUGGGAUGCAGUCGAUGAGCACAAUGCAUCAGGUUUACCAGAUUGUGAAGCCCAUAAAUCCAAACUUCUGCUUCCUGCAGUGCACCAGCGCGUACCCGCUUCAGCCAGAGGACGUCAAUCUCCGUGUUAUAUCGGCAUAUCAGUCAGCUUUUCCUGAUAUCCCCAUUGGCUACUCGGGGCACGAAACUGGCAUAGCCAUUUCAGUGGCAGCUGUUGCUAUGGGUGCUAAAGUACUGGAACGCCAUGUGACUCUCGACAAAACAUGGAAAGGAAGCGACCACCAAGCAUCUCUGGAGCCAAAUGAGCUGGCAGACUUAGUGAAAGCCAUCCGUACUGUGGAAAAAGCAAUGGGUUCUCCAAUCAAACAGCUCUUGCCCUGUGAAAUGGCUUGCAAUGAAAAGCUGGGAAAGUCGGUAGUAGCAAAAGUAGCAAUUCCUGAAGGUGCAGUAUUGACACUUGACAUGCUGACAGUGAAGGUGGGAGAGCCAAAGGGAUUUCCUCCAGAAUGCAUCUUUGACCUCGUGGGCCAGAAGGUUAAAAGAAGUAUUGAAGAAGAUGAAACCAUCACUGAGCAAGCAGUGGAAAAUCACGUAAAAAAAGUGAAGUGCUAAACCAAAGCACUCCAUUCCAUAUUUCUCAAUGUACUACCAUGCAAUGUGGUUGAGAAUAGCAGCAUGGUAGAUUAGAAGAAAGGGGUGUAAUUAUGAGGGUACAAACAGGAUAGAAUUUUCAGGGUCUUGUUAGCAGGAAGUUUCAGAAGCAAAGGGGAUAUAAAUUAUGAAGAUUUUAUUAGAAACUGUAUAGCAUUGUGCCUAGGAAAUGCCAUGAUCCUCUCUUCUCCAUUUCACUUAAUCUAGAUUAAUUUGGAGUUCUGCCAAAUAAAAGACCACAGUCUGCUGCUUUCCAGCUUCCCUUUUCUGUUAAGAAUACAGUAAAUUAUGAGAAUUUUGUCUACACUUUGAAUUGCUCUAGCCCUGUGUUAUGGUUUGACACUGGCACAAUGCCAGUGCCCUUAUGAGAAUACCCUCUCCCUGGUUUCUGCUGUGAGAUGUGACCAGGAAUAAGCAAAGCAGGUUCUCACUUAGGAAAAAAAAAAUUAUUAACUAAACUACAAGGGAAAGGAAAAAAAAAAAAGGAAACACAUAAGGAAAAUGAAAACUUCACAAACACAUCUCCUCUUCCUCUCCACUAAAUUCUCAAUACAGUACAUCCUCAAAUCAUCAACUCUCAGUCCGGCACUACCUUUUAGAAUACUGAGUCUUCAGUUUAUCAAGAGGAGAAGGAGUCUUUCUUGUGCCAAUGGUGACUUCUUUUCAUGUCCAGCACUCUCACUACUGAACACGGACCAGAGCUGCUUCUAGGGUCGACUUUUAAGGAUGCUUCAUUCCACUCUAAAAAGGCACAGUCUCAACUUUGGGACAUCUGUUCCCCCCAUAUUUUUCAUCCCCUGGGGCCGAGGAGCACCAACACUGAACCCUCUUGGUCCUGAGGCAUUGCCUCCCCCUAGAAUGCAGUCCCUGUAUCACAAGGAACAUGGUUCUGUCCAUGGCUAUACAAAAAGAGUCCAGCAAAAGCCACUCCAUCAUCUCUUCCCACUAAGAUUCUUCUCUAUUAUUCCAACAUCUCUCACUUGCCCAGACCUCUCUCACACUUGCCCCUUUCUUUCUUCAUCUUCUACUCUAUCUUUCUUCUAGGAAAGGUUAUUGUUCUGUAAAGUUUUCAUUGACUGAAAAGAGGUUAAAAGCUCCUACAAGCGGCCGGCUGCACCUCCCCCUUCUUCUCCGUCCCAGCCGUGCUGCCGGCACAGGCCCAUGUUUAUCCAGUUUCAAGGUUACAGUCUCAGGCACUGGCUCUCUCUCUCUUUCUGUGUCUCUCAGGGGGGGCUGCCCGAUGGCUCCCGGUGUCUCUCUCUGUCUUCCACCCUUCCACCCCGGGGCUCAGGCCUACCUCUCUCGGCCACAUGGCUUUUCCCCUCCCCCUGCCCAGCCAGCAGCUGGGCCGGGGGAGAGAUCCGAACUCUUUCCCGCCCGGAAACCCAAAAGGACCCUCCCAGGGGAGAGCCCUGCUUUUAACCCCGUGUUCUCAGAGUCGGAUCCAUGUCCUAAAUGGCCACAUUAAGUGCCAAUAUUAAAAUCUAAGCACCAAUUAGCCUCACCACAGCAUCCCAGAAAACAUAUUUCCUGUCAAACCACCACACCCUGUAUCUUUCGAUACGCCUCUCUUUUCUGCCAUUUGCCUCACCUGUGUGAUAGCAGGACUCUGGUUGGAGUUGAAUACAGAUAAGUGAAGGUUUACAAUGAACAGAAAACUUCAAAUGCAACCUGGAUGGAUUUUUUUUUUAAGAUGAAAAAGUGUCAUGAUAAAGCAUUGGGUUGCAGCAACCUGUAUUCUGUGGGAAAAUGGGCUUCAUGAGAAAGCUAAUUUCUCAAGAGACAGUACUAGGAAAGGAAGCAUAGGGGUAUUUAGAAAGGUCCCAUUUAAGGAGCAAGAGAGCCUUUUUUGAACUGAAAGGCCAAAAGGCAUGCCAGAGAGAUUGAGGAGGGAAGAAAAGUAGAUCUGAGAUGAAUCAGUGGAAAUAAGUUUAACUUAUGCUUCAGAAAUUCUGAAAAGCAUCUAUUGCAAGUUGAGUGAAGUCUGGAAUAUUAAGUCGAUUCUGCAGAGCGGAAUUGGGGGGGGGGGCAACUUCUCAGGUAGGAAGCCAAAUGCUGGUGAAAUUUGAGCAGGUUUUUUUUUUCUGUCCUAGCCAGAAUCCUCUACAUUGGGAUUUUUCUCCCAAAACUGGUGUGUGAGAUCGCUGAGGCUGACUGCCUGACUACAUCACACCAUUAUGCUUCAGCAUGAUGGCCAGUACAUGAUUUGUGUGGUCUGCUCUUGCAUCCCAGCUUCUCACUUUUCAAGUGAGAAAUGCAAUACCACUCCUAUUGCCUGCUGCUUUUCCCUUUGACCAGAAGGGAGCUGUAUAGCCGCAGCUGCAAGCCAUUAAUUCUUCAAGUACCUUGCUUAGGACAGAACUGCUUUGCAAUAAUUAAUCUUUUUUCUGUGGUGGAAUCAUUUACUAGUGAUGGUUACUUGGAACUUGCUGCCUUUUUGUCAUGAGUUGGUGGAAGUAUCUUGAAUUUGGUGGUGAGUGGUUUUGUACCUAUAAACUGUUUACUUUCAAAAUGUGCAAUUCUGAGGAAACUGUAUUCAUAUCUUUAUAAGGGGAAGCAGAGGUUGAGUCAUAUACUUGACCAUAUAUGGUCAAGUGAUCUGUGACUGAUGCAGUAUGCUCGCCUUACAUUAAAAAACUACUUAAUUGUUAAAAGAUUUUUUUUUUCAUUUCAAAUUUGAAAAAUAAAUUUAGCUUAUAAAACAA
Molecule: messenger RNA, 3850 nt
Organism: Agelaius phoeniceus (red-winged blackbird)
Lineage: Eukaryota; Metazoa; Chordata; Aves; Passeriformes; Icteridae
Gene: NANS
Product: N-acetylneuraminate synthase
Biological process (GO): carbohydrate biosynthetic process
Molecular function (GO): N-acylneuraminate-9-phosphate synthase activity
Source: RefSeq, a predicted model, not a curated record